AGGUCGCUGGCUGAAUCUCGCCCUUAGUUUCCAAGAUCAGCAGUGUGCCGUGUUUUUCUCGCCUGCAGGAUAUUAGUGCUAUGUUAAUGAUGAUGGAUAUCCACCCGGGAGACACCGUUUUGGAAACUGGCAGCGGGUCUGGCGCGAUGAGCUUGUUUUUGUCAAGAGCAGUUGGGCCCAAAGGACGUGUUAUAAGUUAUGAAAUCAGAGAGGAUCAUCAUAAUUUAGCUAAGAAGAAUUACAGGCACUGGCGUGCUGCAUGGGAAGUAGGACAUAUGGAAGAGUGGCCAGAUAACGUGGAUUUCAUUCUUAAAGACAUCUCAACAGCCACUGCGGAUAUGACAUCUGUAACACUUGAUGCAAUAAUUCUGGAUAUGCUUAACCCUCAGGCAGCUCUGCCCGUGGUACACCCAAGUCUGAAACAGGGUGGUGUGUGCGCUGUAUAUUUAGCAAACAUCACACAGGUUAUUGACCUUUUAGACAGAAUACGGACCCGCAAGCUCCCUUUUUUGUGUGAAAGGAUCAUUGAGGUAACCCACAGAAAUUGGAUGGUACUCCCUGCUAAAAUCAAGAAUUGCAAAUCAAGCCAAAUGGCAGAAACUCAAGAAAAUAUUGAAGAACCUCGUCAAAAGGAACACGAAGAAAUCCACAUUCAGGAUCAAGUAGAUCUUAAAGGAAGUGAAUACAAUGAACCACUUUCUGACGACGCUGAGACAUACUUCUCUGUGCCUUACGUCGCCAGACCAUCUUACUGGCAGGAUGCCCAUUCAGCAUUCCUUACGAAGCUGAGAAAGUUUCGACCACCGCUUUCUUGAAGCUGCUUGUGAUGCCAGCUGCUGGUUUGAGUAUUGUAUCAGAAUAAAAUAGAAUGUUACAAAGUAGCCACUACCUUUUGCAAGUUGUGUAACUUUCCAGUAAUGACUGCUUCAAUGUCUACUGCAUGCAAAGUUGGAAAUCCCACCUGGUACUUAAAGGGAAAAGUUUUAACAGACUCAUA
Egretta garzetta (little egret) is the source of this 997-nucleotide messenger RNA. It is a transcript of the gene TRMT61B, whose product is annotated as tRNA methyltransferase 61B. The record is from RefSeq and is a predicted model, not a curated record. Bases 81 to 815 code for a protein of 244 amino acids. Gene Ontology annotation, cellular component: tRNA (m1A) methyltransferase complex. Gene Ontology annotation, biological process: tRNA methylation. The transcript has 6 exons. NCBI's taxonomy places the organism in Eukaryota, Metazoa, Chordata, Aves, Pelecaniformes, Ardeidae.